AUCCCUCAUUUAGACCAUUUAGUAGUCCCAGAGCGAGUGCACACUCACCACACGACACGACACCCCAGUACCACUCACUCACUCAGGGUCAAUUUUUUUAGUACCCACAAAAACAAAUCCAAACCAAACACCUUCUUCUUUUUCCCACAAAAAAAAAAAAAAAAAAAAAACUAAAAUCAAACUCACUUCCUUUCCUGUAUUUCAACGAACUAGUUAAAACUAUUUUUCUUAUUCGUUGAAACUCAACACCACCCCCCAUUAUCAAAACCUCAAAUCAAUCUCUCUGAAAAUCUAGGGUUAGGGUUUGGCUGACUCGAUGGCAGUCUCGACGAGCUUUGCUGGUGCGAAAUUGGAGGCUAUGUUCCUCAAAUCUUCGUCUUCCUCAUCCUCGUCGAGAGCCUCGCUUUCUUCUCAGGUGCCUCAGAUUUCGGGGAAGCCAAUUCGGAACAGGAAAACCCUAAUUCGGAGAGGUGCUGUGAGGUGCGAGGUUGCUGCCUCCGAUGUUUCGCUUCAGACCGAUAAGCUCUCCGCUCUUGAACUGCUCAAAACUUCUGCUGCUGACAGAUAUACAAAAGAAAGGAGUAGCAUUGUGGUCAUUGGGCUUAGUGUUCACACUACCCCUGUUGAAAUGCGUGAAAAACUUGCCAUUCCAGAAGCAGAAUGGCCUCGAGCUAUUGGGGAGCUGUGCAGUUUAAAUCAUAUUGAAGAAGCUGCUGUUCUUAGCACCUGCAAUAGAAUGGAAAUAUAUGUUGUAGCUCUUUCUCAGCAUCGUGGUGUCAAAGAAGUGACUGAAUGGAUGUCAAAGACAAGCGGAAUCCCUGUUUCAGAACUUUGUGAGCAUCGCUUUUUGCUUUACAAUAAAGAUGCUACACAGCAUAUUUUUGAAGUAUCUGCUGGUCUCGACUCUCUUGUCCUUGGAGAAGGUCAAAUUCUUGCACAGGUUAAACAAGUUGUCAAAGUUGGGCAAGGAGUUGUGGGCUUUGGGAGGAACAUUAGUGGGCUGUUCAAGCAUGCAAUCACUGUGGGAAAGCGUGUUAGGACUGAGACUAACAUUGCUGCUGGAGCAGUUUCUGUUAGCUCUGCUGCCGUCGAGCUGGCCUUAAUGAAGCUGCCUGAAUCCUCAAAUGCUACUGCUAAAAUGUUGGUAAUUGGAGCAGGCAAGAUGGGGAAACUUGUGAUCAAACACUUGGCUGCAAAAGGUUGCACAAAGAUGGUGGUUGUAAAUAGAACUGAGGAGAGAGUUGCAGCCAUCCGUGAAGAGUUGAAAGGUGUUGAGAUAAUCUAUAAACCCCUCACAGAAAUGCUAACAUGUGCUGCUGAAUCAGAUGUCGUGUUCACCAGCACAGCAUCGGAAACCCCACUAUUUUUGAAAGAGCAUGUUAAGGACCUUCCCCCUGUUAGUUCCGAAGUUGGGGGUUUGAGGCUCUUUGUUGAUAUCUCUGUACCCCGGAAUGUGGGCUCAUGUGUCACAGAUAUUGAAACUGUGCAAGUUUACAAUGUUGAUGACCUUAAGGAGGUAGUGGCUGCUAAUAAAGAGGAUCGCCUUCAGAAAGCAAUGGAAGCACAAGCAAUUAUUGCUGAAGAAUCAAAACAAUUUGAAGCAUGGAGGGAUUCAUUGGAGACUGUUCCUACCAUUAAGAAAUUGAGGGCUUAUGCGGAAAGAAUCAGAGUUGCGGAGCUAGAAAAAUGCUUGUCAAAGAUGGGUGAUGAUAUUUCAAAGAAAACAAAGAGAGCUGUGGAGGAUCUUAGCAAGGGUAUAGUGAACAGGCUCCUUCAUGGUCCAAUGCAGCAUCUGAGAUGUGAUGGGAGUGACAGCCGGACCCUGAGUGAGACCCUUGAAAAUAUGCAUGCUCUUAAUAGAAUGUUCAGCCUCGAGACGGAGAUAUCUGUGUUAGAACAGAAACUUCGAGCCAAGGUGGAAAAGCAGAAGUAAGCUCCUUUGUCGAAUUUCAUUCAUGCCACAUCUUUUAUUUCCUCAAAUUUGAAUAAGGGGAAAAUUUCCUCACCUUGUCAUUGUGAGUGUUGGCACUGUUGUGAUCUUCAAUUGGAUAAGGCAAACAGCGUUGGCCCCUGUGGGGGGACUCUUUCAGUUCAUUCAUUGGUGUAACACUCUGGCCAAAUUCUUGUUUGGUGUUCCUUCAUAUUUCUCAGCCUUAUCUGUAGAGGCCACUCGGCUAUGUAGGAUACAAAUUGAGGAAUAAUAAGGCGGUUAGUUUAUGUAUCAAUUGAUUGUCCCUAGAGUUUAUUGGUCUGUAUCUGGGAUAUGGUUAAUCCCUGUAAUUAAUAUACUGAUUAUUUCAAUAUGUAGAUGAACUUGUAUUUAAUGUC
Quercus robur (English oak) is the source of this 2328-nucleotide messenger RNA. Its product is annotated as glutamyl-tRNA reductase 1, chloroplastic-like. Gene Ontology annotation, molecular function: NADP binding; glutamyl-tRNA reductase (NADP+) activity. Gene Ontology annotation, biological process: tetrapyrrole biosynthetic process. The record is from RefSeq and is a predicted model, not a curated record. NCBI's taxonomy places the organism in Eukaryota, Viridiplantae, Streptophyta, Magnoliopsida, Fagales, Fagaceae. Bases 317 to 1933 code for a protein of 538 amino acids. The transcript has 3 exons.